Molecule: messenger RNA, 1531 nt
Organism: Serpula lacrymans var. lacrymans S7.9
Lineage: Eukaryota; Fungi; Basidiomycota; Agaricomycetes; Boletales; Serpulaceae
Exons: 12
Coding region: 36-1382 (448 amino acids)
Biological process (GO): branched-chain amino acid catabolic process
Molecular function (GO): oxidoreductase activity, acting on the aldehyde or oxo group of donors, disulfide as acceptor
Source: RefSeq, a predicted model, not a curated record
AACCGUGACCUCAACACGAACGAUACCAUCGAAAUAUGCUCCGAUCUGUGCGUUCACUGCAUAUUCGCUCCCAAACUCUCGUUAAAGGGCGCGGGCUGGCCAACGCAGCUCCCAAAUUUCCCGCUCAGUCACAGGGACAUCUUCCUACUUCUAAUUCCCCAUUAGUGUCCAAGCUCCAGUUCUUCAAUUCAGUUACUAGCGAAUCCGGACAAAUUCCAACUUAUCGAGUCCUUGAUGGCAUGGGGAAGCUAAUAGAUGGCGCAGAAGUACCUGAUGCGCUGAGCGAGGAUUUUGCGCGGAGACUGUAUGAGAAUAUGCAACUGCUGCCUACUUUAGACAAUCUGUUGUAUAAUGUCCAACGCCAAGGGAAGAUAUCAUUCUAUGUGACUUCAUAUGGUGAAGAAGCGACGAUCAUAGGGUCUGCUGCAGCACUUGCUCCGGACGACGAAGUUUUGGGACAAUAUCGAGAAAUGGGUGUUCUCCUUUGGCGUGGCUUUGGAGUUAACUCCGUCAUGGCACAGUGCUUUGGAAACCAGGAAGACAAAUCCGGAAAGGGAAGGCAAAUGCCAAUGCAUUUCGGUUCUCCGGAAUUGCACUUCCACACCAUCUCGUCAACUCUCGCAACACAAAUCCCACACGCCGCAGGAGUGGGCUACGCCCUGAAACGGGACCCAAGCCGGCGGGGUAAAAAUGUUGCCGUGGUAUACUUCGGCGAAGGGGCUGCUUCUGAAGGAGACUUUCAUGCUGGUAUGCUGCUUGCAUCCACUAUACCGGCCCCAACAGUAUUUAUUGCUCGUAACAACGGUUUUGCUAUCUCAACCCCUGCCUCUGAGCAAUUUUAUGGGGAUGGCAUUGCAGCCAGAGGCCCUGGAUAUGGCGUGGAUACUGUACGAGUAGAUGGGAAUGACAUCCUUGCCGUAUUGAAUGCUGUCAAGGAAGCCAGGAGGAGAUGUCUGGAGAGCGGAAGAGCAGUCCUAAUUGAGGCUAUGACAUAUCGCGUGGGCCACCAUUCAACUUCAGACGAUUCUUUCGCCUAUAGGGGUAGACAGGAAGUUGAAGAUAGGAAGAAGAUAGAUAAUCCGAUCACACGGUUCCGAUUGUUUAUGGAGUCGCAGGGUUGGUGGUCAAGUGACGAAGAAGAGGAACUGAAAAGGAGAUUGAAGAAAGAUGUUUUGGAAGCGUUUAAGCGCGCUGAAGGAGUCAAACGCCACCAACUCAAAGAGCUCUUUUCCGACGUUUAUGGAGGUCAAGAACCCUGGAAUAUCAAGGAGCAGAGGGAGGAGCUCGCCAGUUUGCUGAAGAAAUAUGGAGAGGUCUGGGAACCUUGGCGUAACGAACUAGGCAAUUUCCAAGAUAAGGGUCAGGAGCUAUUCAAGGAGUAGGCCAGUGCCUAAGGCGAUCUGCACGGGCGCACCUGAUCUCACGCCUGUUCACAUGAUCUAACCAGUUUCAAUCCUACAGGAAUCGGUUCAUAGAACUGCUUCUUAAUCUUCUAUAGCUCAUUUCCUGGAAAAUUCAACGGGCCCGUGAG